AUGGGCUGGAAAGAUCAUCUGAAACGCCUCAAGAAUGAGGUCGAGCAGCUGAUUGCGGAGCCGGGAUCGCAAAACUCUCAACAAUCUCAGGCCCCGCCCCCUCAACAGCAGCAGCAACAGCAACAACAAUAUGCGCCGCCACCGCAGCAGCAGCCGAUGGGAGGACAGCCUGGACAUGUUUACUGGCAGCCCCAGUUUAGACCCGAUGUGCCCGUGACUCAGGAUUGGGAUGCGAAGAUUGGCAAUGGACCGGACGGUUGGGGUAAUCAGGAGCUGCAGCACUACACCGCCGAGCAGCAGAACGCCUUCCACACUCCGGAUGGAAAACUCGUGCUCCGAGCCGUCGCCAACAACAGCUGCCCUAACCCCGAGCAGAAGUACACGUCUGCUCGCCUUGUUAGCAGACAGACGCUGGCGCGGGACCAGGGUGUCUUGACUGCGGUCAUUCUUUCACCAUGUGCUAAGGGCAUCUGGCCUGCUUUCUGGCUUCUUCCGCAGGAGCCGUUCGCAUGGCCCACGGAUGGCGAGGUUGACAUCGCAGAGACCUGGAACGGCGACUGCGAGAACCACUCGUGCCUUCACUGGGGACAGCACCACGAGCCGGAUAAGCACCGUGUUCUUGGAACCAAGAUCCCGGAUAUGCAGUACCGACCCGUGAGGUACGACUUGGCUUGGGUGCAGCCUGGUGGGCAGCCUGGGCAGGGCAGGAUGAUUUGGUACAUUGAUGGAAGACCGGUGAUGAAGGGGGAUAUCCCUCCAGGGACGCGACCUAUGAGGGACAUGACCAUCUUGUUGAAUGUGGCGAUGGGAGGCAAUGUGUGCGGUGGAAAGACACCCAGAGAUGGAUACUAUGAUAUGGUCGUUCACCAGCUGUACAUGGGAAGCGAGCCGGAAUAUGGUGGAUGGCAGAGGUUUGAGAACGACUGGGCAGACACGCAGUUGGGUAACACAUACUAG
Colletotrichum chrysophilum is the source of this 957-nucleotide messenger RNA. RefSeq lists its product as uncharacterized. Bases 1 to 957 code for a protein of 318 amino acids. Gene Ontology annotation, molecular function: hydrolase activity, hydrolyzing O-glycosyl compounds. The transcript has 2 exons. The record is from RefSeq and is a predicted model, not a curated record. Gene Ontology annotation, biological process: carbohydrate metabolic process. NCBI's taxonomy places the organism in Eukaryota, Fungi, Ascomycota, Sordariomycetes, Glomerellales, Glomerellaceae.